UCAGUCAUGACUGUGCAAUGAAGGCCUCACAAAACCCCUGAGAAGAGCUUAGACUUCUCCUGGAUCCUGCUUCUUUUUCGGAGAGAGCUCUACGCUUGGGGAGCCAGAACGCCUCCACGUGCCCAGAGCCAGGCCCCCAGCUCCACGAAGACAGAAGCUCCUUUACUUGGGACCUCGCCCUGUCUUUGAUGCGAAAGUCAAAUACCGGAACCAACCCAGAUGUCCUGCAAACUGUGGUCCAUCCACACCAUGAGGUGCAGCUCAACAGUGGCACAUGCCACACGCUGGUGGCUCUCUUUCCUGGACAUUUACUGAGUAAGGACGCAGUCCCCAAGGUUCCAUGAUGGGUGAUUCCAUCUAUAGAAUGUCCUGGAGAUGGGAAACUUGUGGGAAUGGAGAACAGGUUAGUGGCUGCCGGGGUGAGGGGCCUGUGGAUGUACCCAUUCCAUCCUGAAUCGGGGAAGUCCAAAUAAGGGGUGGAUUGUGCCAAUUAGAUAUCCUGAUUGCAAUUCCAUACUAGAGUUUUGCAACAUGUUACUCUCAGAGGAAGCCUCAUGAUGGGGCUGCAUUAGAAUCUGUGAUUAUCUCAAAGGAAAAAUUUUUAAAAAGAAGUUUAGGGUUGGAAAGGGACAUCUAGGAGGAGGAACUAUGUCGAUACCCAGGACAUCUAUCAAAACCCUUCAUUUACCCCAUGUCUGUUCAGCUGGGUACUGUUCACAGAGCCCCUUCUGUCUGUCCGGCUCUGCAGAGGGCUGGGACACAGCGACGGCAAGGCCCCCACCCGCACCUUUCUGGAGCCCCUGUUUAGUUGGCAACAUGCAAAGUGACAGCAGUGAAAAGGCUUAUGGAGGAAAUACAUGUGCCCGUGGUAACAGAGAACCUGAGGUUGGAUCGGGCAUAUGCCAAUAUAGCCAAUCUGGAAUGGAGAGGAGAUGGCCCCAGGGCCACGGCAUGGGGAUAAACCGCGGGGAUUUGGCAACUCUACCGUGCGCUGUUCAAAUGGAGCUACGGAGGAGAAAAUCUCUCCGCGGGCCUCAGUUUCCCCGGCUGCCCCGUUUCCAGGUUUCUGCAAACGUGUGAAUGAGCCAGAUGUCAACCGCUGCCCCCAGGCCCCCGGUGUGAGGAGGCGCCGCCCGCCUGCCAGCACUGCCGCUGGCAUGCUCCACCAGCCCUUGGCCUGAGCCCGGCGGCCCCGGCCCCCGCCCCCCGCCACCCUGCACUGCCCCGGCUCCCCCGCAGCCCCCACACUGCAGUGCGGCCGGGCCCCCUCCCCACAGGGGCCGCCCCCGCCGCCUGUGCCUGGUGCCCGGGGCGGCCCGGCCCGUAGGGCCAUGAAACUGCAGGCUGUGAUGGAGACGCUCCUUCAGCGGCAGCAGCGGGCUCGCCAGGAGCUGGAGGCCCGGCAGCCACAGCCACCGCCUCCUGAGCCCCCAGCUGGCCCUCCGGCCCGCACCAGGACCACUCCAGACGAGGACAGAGAGAGUGCCCGGAUGCAGAGGGCGCAGAUGGCUGCACUGGCUGCCAUGCGGGCUGCUGCCGCGGGCCUCAGACAUGCCCCCAGCCCCAGCGGCUCUGAGGAUGGGCCUCCAGGCUCUGAGGAUGAGGACACGGCCGAGGAGGGGGCACCGGGCUCGCCACCCGCAACCUGCCGGGGCAGGGAGGCACCGGGUCACGCCCCAGGCGACGGGCCCCUUGAGGAUGUGGGCUCCGACGACGGCCUGAAGCCGAAGUGGGAGGAGGAGGAGGAGCUGGACGAAGAGCUGGGGGACGAAGAGGACGAAGAGGAGGAUGGGGACUACGAGGACGAGGAGGGGCUGGGGCCCCCGGGCACGGCGGGCCUGGGGCCCGCAGCCUUCUUCUCCCGCAAAGCGCAGCCGCUCCAGACCUUCCGCAGCGACGGGCCACGCUCGCAGGGUGGCCAGGAGCGCCCAGGGGCUGUCCCAGCCCCCCCGGGAGGGGCCACCCACGUGGCGCCCCCGCUGCAGCCGCCUGACCACGGGGACUGGACAUAUGAGGAGCAGUUCAAGCAGCUGUACGAGCUGGAUGGAGACCCCAAGAGGAAGGAAUUCCUGGACGACCUGUUCAGCUUCAUGCAGAAGCGAGGCACGCCCGUGAACCGCAUCCCCAUCAUGGCCAAGCAGGUGCUCGACCUGUUCAUGCUUUAUGUGCUGGUGACGGAGAAGGGUGGCCUGGUGGAGGUCAUCAACAAGAAGCUGUGGCGCGAGAUCACCAAGGGCCUCAACCUGCCCACGUCCAUCACCAGUGCCGCCUUCACCCUGCGCACCCAGUACAUGAAAUACCUGUAUCCCUACGAGUGUGAGAAGCGCGGCCUCAGCAACCCCAACGAGCUCCAGGCCGCCAUCGACAGCAACCGCAGGGAGGGCCGGCGCCAGAGCUUCGGGGGCUCCCUGUUCGCCUACUCGCCCGGCGGGGCCCACGGCAUGCUCUCGUCACCCAAGCUCCCCGUGCCCGCCCUGGGCCUGGCCGCCAGCACCAACGGCAGCUCCAUCGCCCCGGCCCCCAAGAUCAAGAAAGAAGAGGACUCAGCCAUCCCCAUCACAGUGCCCAGCCGCCUGCCAGUCUCCCUGGCAGGCCACCCUGUUGUGGCAGCCCAGGCAGCAGCGGUGCAAGCAGCGGCGGCCCAGGCAGCCGUGGCGGCCCAGGCCGCUGCCCUGGAGCAGCUUCGGGAAAAGCUGGAGUCAGGGGAACCUCCUGACAAGAAGAUGGCCCUGGUGGCUGAUGAGCAGCAACGUCUCAUGCAGCGGGCACUGCAGCAGAACUUCCUGGCCAUGACAGCCCAGCUGCCCAUGAGCAUUCGCAUCAACAGCCAAGCCUCCGAGAGCCGCCAGGACUCGGCUGCAAACUUGAGCAGCACAAAUGGCAGCAACAGUAUUAACAUGUCAGUAGAGAUUAACGGGAUCAUGUACACAGGAGUGCUGUUUGCUCAGCCGCCAGCCCCCACGCCACCCUCAGCCCCCAGCAAAGGGGCCAGUAGCGGCAGCCGGGGAGGAAGCAGCGGGACCAGCAGCGUGGGCAGCCAGGCUGGGCCAUCAGGGCCAUCCGCACCCUCCACGUCUUCUACCUCAAAUAACUCAUUGCCUUAACCGCGCCACUCCCCACCCCAGGAGCCCGCCAGACUGGGCAGGGGGUCGAGGUGGGCCAAGCAGGGGCCGGGCUGGCGGAAGAUACGGGUGGGGAGGGGAGCUAUCCACAAAGGAGCCACAGCUAACGCCAAAAAAAAAAAAAAAAGAAAAA
Manis javanica (Malayan pangolin) is the source of this 3255-nucleotide messenger RNA. RefSeq names its product AT-rich interaction domain 3A (gene ARID3A). Lineage: Eukaryota; Metazoa; Chordata; Mammalia; Pholidota; Manidae. The record is from RefSeq and is a predicted model, not a curated record. Gene Ontology annotation, biological process: regulation of transcription by RNA polymerase II. Gene Ontology annotation, molecular function: DNA binding. Gene Ontology annotation, cellular component: nucleus.